AUGUGCCCCUGCGCGCUGCACGGGGGGCCCCCCGCCGCCUGCCGCUGCAGCUCCGCCCGGCGCGGGGAGCGCGGCUCCGGGGCGCAGCUGGUCGCGGCCCGCCUGAAGCGGGUCGGGGAUGAGCUGCAGGAGCGGACUGCGGGGCGCAGGGCGAGCAGCAGGCGGGCCGCGGCCGGGAGGAGCCUGGCCACCUACCUGGGUCUGCUCUGCGCCGCCACGCAGGUGGCCGCGCUGGUCUGGCUGAUCCGCAAGAGGAGCUGGUAGGGACAAGGGCUCGGGCAGGAGCGGAGAGCAACCGGGACGCGCAACAGGCUGGAGAAAACCCUGCACCCUUGGAGAAAAUCAUUUCCCCUUUUCCUGCAGGGAGUACAGAGUCUGAGCAGCAGCUAUGAAGAAUGGAGAAAGAAGAGGAGGAGGAUAAAAGAGGCUGGAGCAACGUGAAAGAAGAUUUGUACUGAAGGAGCUGUUCAAGUGCCCAGCAGCAAAACAGAGACACAUACAUGCUUAUAUAGAGAGCAUACGUUAAUACAUGCAUGCCUUGUUGAGAACGUAAGCAACAUUCCUUUUAGAUGACUGUGGUCUGAGCGCUUGUGCUCCUGCAGUUUGAGUCAAAAGAUUAGUGAUGUCCUUGCUGUAGUGCUAAAACUUUCCCCACCAGGCAUUGUCUAUGGUAUGGUAUGGCACGGCACGCAUCUGCCCCUUUAAAUGUAGAAGUGUGAAAAAUCACUUGCAAACCCAGGGUUAAAGAAUACCAGCAGAUAGUGCAUUUGCUGCAAAUAGGCAUCGGCUUGUCUUGGGAGGUGUGGGAAAGGGGUGUUUAGCCGUUUUGACAAGAGACAGAGUGUGUGUGUGUGUGUAUAUUAAGCUCUAUGACACCAGGCGAGAUAUGCUUUUCUUACAACUGUACUUUCUCUGGUGCUACCUUUAAUGUUUGUCUAGGGCUCAACUGUCUCUUUGCGGUGCUACAGUUUUACCAGGACGAUGUUCUGAAACAUGAGACUGGGAGAAAUAUAUUUUGGUUAUUAAUAUUUAUACACAAAAAAUAGGUUAAGAAGGUGCUAUUUUCCUUUCUUUCUACCUGUAAAUAAAUUAACAAACAAACAAAAAAACCACCAGCCAAUCUAACCCUGAACUUUAUAAAACAACUCACUUUGGGACAGCUCAGCUCUUGUUUUGCUGGAAAGUACCAUGCGAUAUGAUAGCAGUCGUGCGGAACAGGCGAUUACUUUC
Molecule: messenger RNA, 1230 nt
Organism: Caretta caretta (loggerhead turtle)
Lineage: Eukaryota; Metazoa; Chordata; Testudines; Cheloniidae
Gene: HRK
Product: harakiri, BCL2 interacting protein
Biological process (GO): positive regulation of apoptotic process
Cellular component (GO): mitochondrion
Source: RefSeq, a predicted model, not a curated record